This is a messenger RNA of Aspergillus calidoustus, 1452 nucleotides long. The record is from the annotation of a GenBank genome assembly. Lineage: Eukaryota; Fungi; Ascomycota; Eurotiomycetes; Eurotiales; Aspergillaceae.
AUGCACAGCCUGUCAAGCAGUGACACGGCGAACGGGGAAGACACACCUCGUGGUACCUCAAACGUCAGCAUUGAGAUACAAUCAUGUACGGGUGGGGGGCCAGAAGAGCAACAUGACUCUCGCGCAGAAACAGAAGCUCUCACCCAUGGCGUCGGUGAUAAUAAUCAGGAGAAACUUGGGGUUAAGACUCACUCUCGCGAGGCCCCAGUCCCGAAUGGCCCACCGCCAGAUGGUCCUCCAGAUGGUGGACUUCGAGCCUGGUUCACUGUCGUCGGUGCUUUUUGCGGCAUGUUUGUCAGCUUUGGUUGGAUCAGCUGCAUUGGCGUCUUCAUCGACUACUACAAAACUCACCAGCUAAGGGACAUCGACACGAGUACAAUCACAUGGAUCACUUCAUUAGAGUAUUUUCUGAUGUUUUUUGGGGGCCCGUUUGUAGGAGUGCUCUUCGAUAACUUUGGACCAAGAUGGAUCCUUGUUGUUGGCUCGUUCUUUCACAUAUUCGGACUGAUGAUGACCUCGAUCUCCUCCGAAUACUACCAAUUUCUCCUUGCACAAGGCAUCUGCAGUCCAAUCGGCACAAGUGCCCUCUUUCACGGCAGUCUCAACUCUGUUAGCACUUGGUUUCGACGUCGUCGUGCCCUCGCACUAGGCAUCACAGUCGCCGGCUCUGGCUUUGGUGGGAUCGUCUUUCCAAUCAUGGUGACGCGCACAAUACCAGCUCUUGACUUUGGAUGGGCGAUGAGGAUAUGCGCAUUUACAAGCCUCUUCCUCUUGGUUAUCACUAACCUUACUGUUCGCUCGAGAUUGGAGCAUAAGAGAAAGACGCCGUUAUGCCAUCCGCUCGACUUCUUUCGUCCCCUCCGCGAAGUCCCAUUUAUUCUUACCAGCGCGGGGACUUUCUUCCUAUACUGGGGUCUUUUUCUCCCAUUCGCUUUCAUCCCAACCCAGGCCCAGCGAUAUGGCAUGUCAACCUAUUUGGCUUCGUACCUACUCGCCUUUCUUAAUGCCGGAAGCGUUUUCGGCCGCAUUAUCCCCCCUUACAUAGCUGACCACAUCGGCCGGUUCAACACAAUGAUCCUCACCACUAUAGUCUCGAUAAUACUCGUGCUAGCCCUAUGGCUCCCCUCCCGCACCAACGCCACCGCAAUAACUUUCGCGGUCCUCUAUGGCUUCAGCGGCGGCUCUGCCGUUUCUCUAGCACCUGCCCUCAUUGCGCAAAUAUCGGAAAUUCGAGAAAUUGGUGUGCGCAGUGGGACAUAUUUUGCUAUAUCCGCCUUCGCCGCGUUGACGGGGACGCCGAUUGCGGGUGCGCUUUUGCCGGAGCCGUUGAGUGGGAGUUAUCUGGGAGUUGAGUUAUUCUGUGCGGCGACGAUGGGGGUGGGGGUUGUUUUGUAUGUUCUUGCCAGAGGUGUUGUUCCCCAGGGAGGAUGGGGGAUACGUGUCAAGGUGUAG